AUGGACAAAAAACGUUGGGAAAAACAAAGAAAACAGUAUAUUAAUGACCCCGCUGCUAUAGCCCUUCCUAUGGACCAAAUCGAAACCAAAUCGAAUAGGGAGAAUGCACCAUACGUGAUCCACUACGUGGGUCCAUUGCGGUAUGGAUCAGCCCAAAGUCAUCCAGUGAGCAAACCACCGGUUCUGAAGGAGUUACCACAGGAAGUACUUUUCCGGGUAGGAGAAAAGUUAGAGCUAAGCUGUGAAAUUGAAUCUGGUGACACCUCAGAUGUGAAGUUUGAAUGGAUAUCUGCGUUCCAAGACUUGAAAGGCAAUCCUAAUAUUGUGGAGAAUAAUCAGAAACUGGUAUUUAAAAAUAUGAAAGACACAGAUGAAGGAUUUUAUCAAUGUAUAGCUAAUACUUCAGCUGGUAUCGCAUCCACGCGAAGAGUUAAAGUCACAAAGUCGUACAUAAAUAUACCCAAAAUCUCCAUACAAAAAAUGAAGCCUGUGGAAGGAAGACCGUUCCAGCUGGCUUGCCCACCAAUCGAGGGUUACCCAAAACCAAUGGUGGAAUGGAAAAAGAAGUCUGUAGACACUGGGGAAUUGGAAACUAUUUUAGACCCAAGGAUUUUCUCACCUCAAGGCGAUUUGUAUUUCGCGAACGCAACCCAAGAAGAUGUCAGCACGAAGUUUAAUUACGUCUGCCUGGUGACGUCACCGGCUUUGGACGGGGAAGUGCCAGUGGUGGAGUGGGCAGUGGAAGAACUCACGAAGGACGAGAAGCCGGCCGAUCACGAGGUGGUGAAACAGUUCGUCAGCGGAGACAAGACGGCGAAGGUCGGGGACGUCACAGAGAUCUACUGCGUAUACGGUGGCAAUCCAGUGCCACACCCGGACUGGUGGAAGGAUGGUGUGAACGUCAACAACAAGGGUGACGAUCGCGUGACACGUUACAAUCGCAGCAGCGGCAAGCGGCUGUUGAUCAAAGAAACCCUGCCGGAGGACGAAGGCAAAUAUACCUGUGUUAUAGACAACGAAGCCGGCGGUGAAGUACAGAACAACACGAUACACCUCACCGUUGUCAGUCCUCCUAAAUUCGUGAAGACACCUGAUACACGCGUCAACGUCAAAGAAGGCGAAGAGCUCAUUUUGCCUUGCAAAUUUGAGAUGAAACCCUCAGGUGAAGUUACUUGGACACACAAUACAAAAAUGUUACGCGAUCAACCAACCAAUACAGCUCAAACAAAAGACAAUCUACACUAUGAAAACAACCUGAAGAUAGAGAAGAUCACAGCUGCUAUUCACAUAUUGCUCAUAAUCUUGGAAGAUAUACCACUUCACCUGAACGCUCUAGGUCUAUUUCAGCAAGUGUUGCACUGUGUACUGUUGAAAGACUUCCCUGUGGUGCGAGUUACGAGUCUCACAUUUGUUGCUGCCGUCUCGACUCUGGUGUUACACCAUUAUUUGGCGUUCAAAUUCUUUGGAACAGUGUUUUAUAGCUUCUCAGAGAUACUGGCUUACUUCACGUUGUGUCUGUGGGUUGUGCCUUUCGCGCUGUUUGUGUCAUUAUCAGCAAACGACUAUGUAUUACCAACGACAGAUGAAAGGCAAAGCUUACUGGGUGACAAUAAUGUGGUAACAGACUAUUUAUCUAGAACUUCCAAGAAGUACAGUCUGUUGUCCUUCUUCAGUUUCGCCAAAGAAUCGAUAUUACCGCAGCGAACGAAGAAAGCCUUCUGA
This is a messenger RNA of Diatraea saccharalis (sugarcane borer), 1722 nucleotides long. The record is from the annotation of a GenBank genome assembly. NCBI's taxonomy places the organism in Eukaryota, Metazoa, Arthropoda, Insecta, Lepidoptera, Crambidae.